ACGUUACUUGAGUAGAUGUCUAUUUUCAUCAUCCAAGUCGCUUUAAGAGGGAGAUGCUUUUAUGAGAGAUGCUCUUAAAACCCACCUCCCAGCGCCAAAGCUGUUUCAUCUUUUCCUAUCCUCGGAACUCCUCUGUUGAUUAUUUUCUCACAGAAGCAUCUUCCUCUGUUCGCCAUGACCCUUUUCUUUAGAGCUUUUCCUCUCAUACCCUUCCGCCCCAAGCCUCCAUUCUCUCUGUCUUUCCACGUAUUUCUCAAGCCCUUUUUCCCAAAACCACUUAUUCCUUUAAACACAACUCUUUUCUCUGUCUCCGCUUCUGCUUCAUCUCCUACCCCACCAACUCCUUCUUCUUCUUCUUCUUCUUCUUCUUCUUCUUCCACUGAAACGGUUUUUCCCACUUCCAAGCUCUCAGUUCCCACGCUCAAUUGGGUCAGCCGAACCGGGUUCUGCGGUCAAUUGUCUGCUGACGACGUUGGCAAACGGGUGCGUCUUUGCGGGUGGGUUGCUCUUCAUCGGGUCCAUGGUGGCCUUACUUUUCUCAAUCUUAGAGACCACACCGGCACUGUGCAGGUCACGACUCUUCCCGAUGAGUUUCCCGAUGCCCAUUCUACUAUUAAUGACUUGAGGCUUGAGUAUGUGAUUGCCGUGGAAGGUGUUGUGAGGUCGCGGCCGAGCGAGUCAGUCAAUAAGAAAAUGAAAACCGGAUUUAUAGAGAUUGCAGCUGAGCAAGUUCAAGUGCUGAAUGCUUUGAAAUCAAAGUUGCCAUUCUUGGUUACCACUGCAGAUGAUGCAAAAGAUUCUGUUAAAGAGGAGAUCCGUUUAAGAUAUCGAUGUCUUGAUUUGCGCCGCCAACAAAUGAAUUACAAUAUAAUGCUUCGUCAUAAAGUUGUAAAACUCAUUCGAAGAUACCUAGAGGAUGUACAUGACUUUGUGGAGAUUGAGACUCCAAUACUCUCUAGAUCUACUCCUGAAGGUGCCCGGGAUUAUUUGGUGCCCUCAAGGAUUCAGCCAGGAACAUUUUAUGCUUUGCCUCAAAGUCCACAAUUGUUCAAGCAAAUGUUAAUGGUUUCUGGUUUUGAUAAAUACUACCAAAUUGCUAGAUGCUUCCGGGAUGAAGAUUUGAGAGCGGAUAGACAACCUGAAUUCACACAGCUUGAUAUGGAACUUGCUUUUACUCCUUUUGAGGACAUGCUGAUGCUCAAUGAGGAAUUGAUUAGAAAGGUUUUUCUGGAGAUUAGCGGCGUGCAUCUACCAAACCCUUUCCCUAGGCUUACAUAUGCUGAGGCAACGAGUCGGUAUGGUUCGGACAGGCCAGAUACUAGAUUUGAUCUUGAGUUACAAGACGUGUCUGAUAUAUUUGCAGAUUCUCCCUUCAGGGUUUUUUCAGAUACAUUGAGAAAUGGGGGAAUUAUCAAAGUGCUAUGUGUGCCCUCAGGUGCUGAAAGCUAUUCAAAUACCGCUCUCAAGAAAGGUGAUAUUUACAAUGAAGCACUCAAAUCUGGAGCAAAAGGUUUACCUUUCCUGAAGGUCCUAAAUGAUGGAGAACUUGAGGGAAUUCCUGCAUUAGUAUCUAGUUUGGAUCCAACAAAAAAAGAGAUGUUGCUCAGGCAUUGUUCUGCCGGACCAGGAGAUCUUCUCUUGUUUGCAGUGGGCCAUCAUGCAUCAGUUAAUAAAACAUUGGAUCGACUUAGGUUAUUUGUAGCACAUGAGCUCGGUUUGGUGGACAACUCCAGGCAUUCAAUUCUAUGGGUGACUGAUUUCCCAAUGUUUGAGUGGAAUGAGUUGGAGCAAAGGCUUGAGGCCUUGCAUCAUCCCUUCACUGCCCCAAAGCCUGAAGACAUGGAUGAUCUUUCAUCUGCUCGUGCCUUGGCUUAUGACAUGGUUUACAAUGGAGUAGAGAUCGGUGGGGGAAGUUUGAGAAUUUAUAAACGAGAGGUCCAACAAAAGGUUUUGGAGAUCAUUGGCAUCUCCUCUGAAGAGGCUGAAGGGAAGUUUGGCUAUCUUCUGGAGGCAUUAGACAUGGGUGCUCCUCCACAUGGAGGAAUUGCUUUUGGAUUGGAUAGAUUAGUUAUGUUGUUGGCUGGUGCUAAUUCCAUCAGGGAUGUCAUAGCUUUCCCAAAGACGACAACUGCACAAUGUGCCCUCACUCGAGCACCAUCGGAGGUUGAUCCUCAGCAACUAAAAGAUUUGUCUUUUAAAACUCAUUGAUUUGCUCUAUCAACAUUCUAAGAUGCCAUUUUUUUGUUUCUUGCAUCGACUCUAACCUAGAUUAUUGAGCUUACCUAGUUUUUCCUUUCACAUUUAUUUAGCUGCCUUAAUCUUGUUGCUCUCACAUUUCCUAGUCAUUGCUAAUACGGUCAAAGUUUCACGUUC
Molecule: messenger RNA, 2373 nt
Organism: Ziziphus jujuba (common jujube)
Lineage: Eukaryota; Viridiplantae; Streptophyta; Magnoliopsida; Rosales; Rhamnaceae
Product: aspartate--tRNA ligase, chloroplastic/mitochondrial
Exons: 15
Coding region: 175-2208 (677 amino acids)
Biological process (GO): aspartyl-tRNA aminoacylation
Cellular component (GO): cytoplasm
Molecular function (GO): ATP binding; nucleic acid binding; aspartate-tRNA ligase activity
Source: RefSeq, a predicted model, not a curated record